Molecule: messenger RNA, 3724 nt
Organism: Silurus meridionalis
Lineage: Eukaryota; Metazoa; Chordata; Actinopteri; Siluriformes; Siluridae
Product: transcription factor SOX-4-like
Exons: 1
Coding region: 556-1605 (349 amino acids)
Biological process (GO): anatomical structure morphogenesis; cell differentiation; positive regulation of transcription by RNA polymerase II
Molecular function (GO): DNA-binding transcription activator activity, RNA polymerase II-specific; RNA polymerase II cis-regulatory region sequence-specific DNA binding
Source: RefSeq, a predicted model, not a curated record
CCGGUUAUUAUUAGAUUCCUUUUUACAGCCAAUGAGUGCAGACAGGGGGCGUGGCCUCUCAGCAGGGAGAAGGCUGGCGACAGGCGCUGAUUGGUUCCUGUGCUUUCACUGGUCUGGUCUCGCGGAGGCAUAAAGCGGCGCGAGCUCGAGAUGUUCGAAAGGAAAGAAAAACUUCUUAGCACGCGCACUGCAAAUGGGAAGCGCACUACUGCAGCGGCAACAACUUGCAGCUUGGUUAUGCAGAAAGAGCUAAACACACGCACACUCUCUCACACACACACACACUUUAACUGAUGCUUAACGCGAACAUGAACGGAGAACGGACACGGCGCGAGCCGGAGUGUUUGUCCGCGCACUGAGAUUAUAUCCUACAGGUUCCCGCGUACGCACUUUUAAUAAUAUUAAUAAUAAUCAUAAUAAUAACACGGAUAAAAAAACUUCUCAGGACUACCACCGUGCAAGAAAGUGGACUUCUCUCUCUUUUUCUUUUAACGUCAGACAGUUUUAUUCAAGUUAAAGUCUGACGGGUGGAAUUUUGGAGACGCGAGCGCCGAGAUGGUGCAGAAAACGAGCCUUACAGAGAGCUGUGAUUCCGGAGCGAUGGACAUCGCAAGCCCCGGAGCCGAUAAGCUCGUGGACCCGGGCUGGUGCAAGACCCCCAGCGGACACAUCAAGCGUCCAAUGAACGCGUUUAUGGUGUGGUCACAGAUCGAGCGGCGGAAGAUCAUGGAGCAGUCUCCCGACAUGCACAACGCGGAGAUCUCCAAGCGCCUCGGGAAGCGCUGGAAACUGCUCAAGGACACCGACAAGAUCCCGUUCAUCCGCGAGGCAGAGCGCCUGCGCCUCAAACACAUGGCCGACUACCCGGACUACAAAUACCGACCGCGGAAAAAGCCCAAGUCAAACGGAGGAUCCAAGAACGGCGACAAGGCAAGUGGAGGUACCGGUGCUCACGGCGCCAUCUUGAAGGCUCCUUCCAAAAAGAGCGGAAGUUCCCGACCGGGCAGCGGCAGCGGAGGACACGGCAAGGCGCAUAAGACGGCUCACAAAGCUGCGCCACUUGAACCGGCUGCCGUGGCGGACCACCACGCGCUCUACAAGUCCAACAAGUCGGACAAGAAACCGAAAAGAGUUUACGUCUUCGGGAGCGGAGGAGGAGGAAGUGUCCCUGCGAGUCCGACUCUGAGCAGUUCAACCGAGUUCAGCGACGCACAGAGUCUCUACGAGGACUCCCACCGCGCCUUCCGCGCGCCCUCGCCUGCUCCGUCCGCCUCGCGCUUAUCCCAAUCUCCAUCAUCUUCAUCAUCACCAUCUUCUUCUUCGUCCUCGUCAUCCGACGAGGAGUUUGAGGACGACAUGGCGGAGGUGAGGCCCCGUGCGAGCCCCGGAUUCGACAGCACGUCUCUGGGAAGCUUCGGCUCUAACUCAUCCUCCUCUUCCGCGUCCUCGUGCUCGCCGGCGCUCGACCGCGACUGGGACUCGAGCUUCGAAUCGUGUGCGGGCUCUCACUUCGACUUCCCCGAUUACUGCACACCCGAGGUGACCGAGAUGAUCUCCCGGGACUGGCUCGAGUCUACUAUUUCCAACCUCGUGUUCACUUACUGAGCGCACUCGCGAAACGAAACAAAAAUGACGGAGAACUGUUUUACACGAAGUUGCAUUGAAAAGUGUUUGCAACCGAACAAAAAAAGGAGAGUCGGAAAAGAAGCACGCAAAACGUGCGUUUAAUAUAUAAAGAGAGAUUUCAAGAAGGGACUGGAGGCACGUGCGCGGAUGCGUUGAGCUGCAUCGUGUUGCUUUUUUUGCAGAGAUGCGUCGCAAUCGGGCUACACUGCAAACAUCAGCAAGUUCUGCGUGUUGAUACCGAAACACACACAACACACAAAAGAGUGAGAAAAGAUUUGAGUGGCUGGAGAGGCGCGUGAUGGGUCCAAAAACAAGAAGGAUUUUUUUUAUAUCGAGUUGCAAGAGGACUGAUAAAAGGGGACCUUAAAGUGUCUGCAUGGAGAAAAAGGAGAUAAAAAAGAUCAUAUUGCAAUUAAAAUAAAAUUAAGACGGAACUGGAAAACUGUGAUUUGAUUUGCACGGCAAGUUUUCUUUAAAAAGAAAAAAAAAGAAAGAAAAAGACAACAUUGCGACAACCAUGUGACUUUGUAACGCCUAAAAGGUACAGAAAUAGGCUGUUGGAAAUGUUUUGGGUUUUGUUUUCGGUGAGAGGGAGGGUGGAUUGAUAAACGAGGUGGGAAGACUUUAAGACAACCCUUUAUUUAAAAGAAAGAAAGAGAGAAGCAUGCUGGUGUAUCACGGUUUGCUUGUGUGCGACUGUGGAACAGUUCACUAGCAGUAGGUUUAUUUCAAAUGGCUAGAUGGCGCCAUGUUGGACUUUUAAAAACAUCACAAAAUCACCAGCUGUUCUUCAUCCUAAACUUCAGGAUUCAAACUCAGAUCUGUGCUGAACUAAUUUUUUUUUAUUUUAAGAAUCAGGACCAAAUCUCUCCUGUUGUGUUUUUUUUUAUAUACUCUUGUCCCAUCAUUGUGUGUUUGCUUGUUUUCCAGAUGUCAUUUUUUAUAUAUUAUAUAUCUAUCUAUAUAUAAGGAUGUAUUUAUAUACCGGCCAAGCAUUGCAUUUUUUAAAUCAAGUUUUUUCAUUUGUUUAUGUUUUUUGGUUCACACUCCUUCUCCCAAACAAGAAGGGCUAUUUUUUUGUUUUGUUUGUUUGAUAUUUGUUUUUUUUAUAUAUUUAAAUGUAGACUUUUUGGAGAAAAAGAGAGUGUUUGAUUAUUUUCUCAGUGUAUUUUUUUACAAAUCUAUAUUUAAAAAAAAAAUUACAAAACAAAACAAAAAAGAAUGAAAGAAAGAAAAAAGGGGGGUGUGGUGAUGAUUCAGUGAUGAUUUCUCUACCAGCUUUUUUCUCUCCUAAUUGUUACUUUUUAAUUCUAGGUAGGUUGUUUAAAAGCAAAAUCAACCUCCUGUCUGUGUUUACAGCUCAAAAUCUCUCUUUAACACACACAAACAUUUUUACACAAACCCUGCUGUAAAGGGACAUCACACAUCAGAAAUCGUAGCUUUAAUUGAUCAUUUUUUAAGACAUUUUGCAAAAAAAGGGAAAAAUCUUUUUUUUAAAAUAAAAAACAAUGGAAAAUGAAACGUGUUUGGAUAUUUAAUCUCUCUUUUUCUAAUCGUAUAGCUGAUCGUUUUCGUAUUUUAAGGCAUGGUGGAUAGACAUUUGUAUCACAGAUUCAGGUUUCGAUAAUAGCUGUUGUGUUCUGAAAAAAAAAAAGAAAUUGUGAAUUUGUACAGUCGACUGUAUUAUUAUUAUUGUUAUUAUAAGCAAAAAAGAUUGUGUGUUUUUAUGUACGUUGUUGCGAUAUAAACAUGUCAUGGCACUAGAACAGCUAUCGUUUUGCUUAGCCUACUUUCUUUAACGAUUGUUGUUGAGGAGUUUAUGUAUAAAUAUAGUAUAUACACAGUUGGAUUAUAUUAACUUUAUGUUCUGUGCAAUAUGCUGUGUAGACAAAAAAAAAAUCUUUGUUUUGCAUCCUAAUCAUGCCAUAAAGCAUUUUGUGUUGGGGUGGGGCUGAGGGUGGGAUCAAGGGGGCGGGGCUUCAUGCCAACUCUGUGUCAGUCACUGCUUGUCAAAUUGUUAAUAUACACAUGUACAGAUUUUUUGUAUUGUUUUGUUUUUUUCAGGAAGGAAAUAAAGUCAGCUGGAACUGAACCUUAA